AUGGUUAACUCGGCGUCGCCAAAACGCUGCGCAAUCAUCGGGGCCGGUGUGUCGGGCCUGCCAAGCGCCCGCUGGGCCAAGGCCUACGGCUAUGAACCGGUGGUUUUUGAGCUGAGAAAUAAUGUUGGAGGUUUGUGGUACUAUCAGAAUGAAAAUACUGAAUGUAAGUGAAGAUUGGGAUUUUUUGAAAAAAAUGGUCUUUUGGAAGAAUUUUUAAAUUUUUAGGAAAAAACUGGUUUUUCGGAGGAAUUUUUUUGGUUAUUAUGGAUACUUUUUGAUACUUUCUGAAUUUUUUGGAUACUUUUUGAUACCUUUUGAAUUUUGUGGAUACUUUUUGAAUUUUUUUGGGCAUGUUCAAGGAAAAAAUAAUAUUGGAUACUUUUUGAUACUUUUUUGUUUUUUGGUUGUUUUUAAAUUUUUUGAGGAAAAACUUUGUUGGAUACAUUUGGAUACCUUUUAGUUUUUUGUUGAGAAAAACGCUUUUUCUAAAAAAUGAUUUCUUUGAAAAAAAAUUUUUGGAUACUUUUUGAUACUUUUUGCCAAAAUCUUUUAAUUUUCUUUUUUCAGUCUCCUGUGUGAUGAAGAAGACAAUCAUGAACACCUCGAAGGAGAUGAGCGCCUAUUCCGACUUCCCUCCUCCACUUGACUUCCCAUGGUUCAUGACCAAUCAACGUAGGUGAAAAAAGUCUAGGCACUUUAUGAAAAUACUAAUACAAUACCCAAUAAUGUUUCAGGUAUGCACCAAUACCUUCAAUUAUACGCCAAACACCAUGAUAUUUUGAAGAAUGUUCGCUUCAAUCAUCGAGUAACUCGAGUGGAGCGGACGCCCGAUUUCGAAGAGACGGGCGAAUGGGCUGUCGAAUAUCAAGAUGCCAACAAAAACAAGAGCAGCGAGGUCUUCCAAGCCGUUUUGAUUUGCACUGGCCGACAGUCGGUCCCAUUCAUGCCUCCGGAAUACCCGGGACAGAAGAAUUUCAAGGGGAAAAUCAUCCAUUCCAAGGAUUAUAAGGUGGGAAAAAGUUGAUUUUGAAAUUUUUCAACAUUUUCUAAGAACUGGAAAAUUCUGAAAAGUGAUUUUUAAGAUGCCCUAAGGGUUAGCAAAAAAAAUUUUGUUUUUGAUUUUUUAUGAAAAAAAUUUUUUUGCAAAAAAUAAAAAUUUGGAUUUUGAAAUUUUAUUAAAAAAAAAUUCAAGAAAAUUAAAUAUUCGAUGAAAAAUAAGAAAAAAAUUUGUAAAAAAUUGAAAUUUGGCCUUUGAAAUUUCAUUAAAAAAAUUUCAAAAAAUCAAAAAAAAAAUUGUUUUCUAACAUUUUUUUUUUGAUAUUUUGAUUCCUUGACCUUUUCAAAACCAACCUAAAAUUACCUUUUUUCAGGACGCCAACAUUUUCGAAAACAAAAAAGUCCUUAUUGUUGGCCUCGGAAAUUCCGGCACGGAUGCGGCUUCGGAAGUCGGCCAAAUCGCCAAAUCCUGCUUUCUGAGUACGCGGCGCGGCGCCUGGAUCCAUCAUCGGACCAUCUACGGCAAACCCAACGACAUCUACUGCAAUCGGCGCAUCUUGGAAUACGUGAAGAAGGUUUUCGGCCGCGAUUUCCACGCCGGCCUCAUGGAGAGGGCGUUCAGAAGUUGUUUCGACCACAAAAUCUACGGGCUGAAUCCGGAACAUAAAAGCUACAAUCAGGAUCCAAUCUUGGUAGGGGAUUUUUUGGCAUUUUGAAAGAAAAAAAAAUUUUUGGAAAAAAUUUCAAAAAAUUUUUUUCUCCCAGAUCAUCACCAAAUUUGGCAUGGAAGUUCCAAAUAGGCCAGGUAUAAAUCCCUGAAAAUUUUAGCUCUCUGCUUUCUCUCGCGUUCGAGAUAUUACGCAAUCUUUUUUCGAGAGAGCACGCAAAAUGAGGAGAGUCGGUCAGACAAAAAAAAGGUUUUGUCCAGAUCUUCGUUCAUUUUGCUCGGAAAAAAGUGGUUUUUUGAAAAAAAUGUUCGGUUCGGCAUUCGUAACAGACGCUGAUUUUUUGAAAUGAAAUGAAAAAGAUUUUUUUUGGAAAAAAAUUCAAAAAAAAAUUUUCUCCCAGAUCAUCACCAAAUUUGGCGUGGAAGCUCCAAAUAGGCCAAAUAUCAAUCCCUGAAAAUUUUAGUUCUCUGCUUUCGCUCAUAUCCCAGAUAUUAAACAAUCUUUUUUCGAGAGAGCACGCAAAAUGAGGAGAGUCAGUCAGACAAAAAAUAGUUUUUGGCUUGAUCUUCAUUCAUUUUGCUUGGAAAAUAGUAUUUUUUUGAAAAAAUAUUUAUUUGGCAUUUGUAACAGACGCUGAUUUUUUGGAAAUUAAAAAAACAAAAAAAAAUAUUUUUUUUUGAAAAAUUCCGAACUAAAAAUCUUGAUUAUUUCUGCAAAGCUCAAGCUAAAAAUCCUGAGAAACUGUAAAAAAAAAUUAUUCUAAUUUUGCAAUAAAGCUUUAGGGCACAAUGAAAAAAAUUUUUUUUUUUUGAUUUUUUCUCUCAAAAAUUCCCGAAAAAUCGCAUGUCCAAUGUUUACCCCAAAACAUUUCCAGAUCUGCGACGAGCUGCAGCUCCGUUUGGCAGCAGGUCAAGUCGUCCUGAAGCCGGAAAUCCACUCAUUCACCGAAAAUUCCGUCAAAUUCGCGGAUGGGACCGUUGAAGAGAUCGAGGAUGUGGUGAUGGCGACUGGAUUCAGCUACAACUUUGAUUAUCUGGAGAAUGGCAAGAUCAUUCCAACCAAGGAUGAUGAUUUGAGACUGUGGAAGAACAUGUUCCCAUUGAGUUUGAUGGAAUCGAAAAAAGGGACCACUCUGGCGAUGGUGGGCAUGCUACAGGUGAGGAGGUUGGGUCAUUCGGAGGACUGACAUUAUUAUUUUCAUAAAGUGCGUGGACAUUUUUUGCAGUGAAUUUUGAACUGUUUCAAGCCCUUGUCGCCAACGCAUAGUACAAUAAAAAAUUUGAAUAUGCAGAUUAAAUUUUUUUUGAAUUUUCAAAAUUUCUGAAUAUGCAAAUUUUUGACAAAUUGAAUAUGCAAAAAUUAUAAUUUUGGGACUCAAAAAAUCAUCCUUAAAAAUUUGCAUAUUCAAAAUAUUUUUUUAAUAUGCAAAUUUUUGCUAAAAACUCUUUAAGGCGCGACCAAAUGUCCAUUCACUUUAUGAAAAUAGUACAAUAAAAAAUUUGAACAUGCAAAUUAAAACUUUUUGAAUAUUCAAAAUGUUUUGAAUAUGCAAAUUUUUGGUAAAAAAAUUUGAAUAUGCAAAAAUUAUUGUUUUUGGACCCAAAAAAUCAUCUUAAAAAAUUUGAAUAUUCAAAAUAAUUUUUUAAUAUGCAAAUUUUUGCUAAAAAAAUUUAAAUAUGCAAAUUGCACAUUUUGGUAUUCAAAAAAUUGAGCAGAAGGAGAAGAUUCUUUGAACCCAAAAUCCACAUUAUUUUCCCGACAAACAGACAAAAAAAAUUUUUACUGUCAAAUUUUUCAUUUCCAGCUUUCCGGCGCCAUUAUGCCAGCGAUGGAGAUGCAGGCGCGCGUCUUCUUCGAAGUGAACGCCGGCCACGUUAAAUUGCCCACCACGAACGCCAUGCACGCCGAGAUUAUGCGCGACCAGGAGCAGCGUCGCCGGCAGUACAUGGGGGCGCGCGCCAACUACACCAAGGUCUGUUUCAUCGACUAUAUGCGCGAAAUGGGCCAACUGAUCGGCUGUUAUGCGGACCCGUUCCGCCUCGUUUUCACGGAUCCGAAGCUGGCGUAUCGACUUCUCUUCCAUCCAGAUUUACCGUAUUCCUAUCGACUGCAAGGGCCGUUCGCGUGGCCGAAGGCGAGGGAGAUGAUUUUUUCGGUGUACGAGCGCAUGGACUGUGGCUUAAUCAAGAAGGACACAAGAGCUGUGCAAAAAGUUCAGAGCCGUGAUAAGGGCUAUUUGACAAUGUCGGUGGUCAGCUUGACCUUGUCCUCGGCCAUCUUCUUCUACUUGUUGAACAGUCUGCUCACGGUGAUGGUUUAA
Bursaphelenchus xylophilus (pine wood nematode) is the source of this 3984-nucleotide messenger RNA. The record is from the annotation of a GenBank genome assembly. Lineage: Eukaryota; Metazoa; Nematoda; Chromadorea; Rhabditida; Aphelenchoididae.